Lonchura striata (white-rumped munia) is the source of this 2983-nucleotide messenger RNA. It is a transcript of the gene TEX11, whose product is annotated as testis expressed 11. The record is from RefSeq and is a predicted model, not a curated record. Gene Ontology annotation, biological process: reciprocal meiotic recombination; meiotic cell cycle; synaptonemal complex assembly. Gene Ontology annotation, cellular component: central element. NCBI's taxonomy places the organism in Eukaryota, Metazoa, Chordata, Aves, Passeriformes, Estrildidae. Gene Ontology annotation, molecular function: protein binding.
GGGGCGCAGCGCUCCCGCUGAGGGGCCAUGGCGGGGCCGCGGGCGGCGGCCGCGGAAGCGCUGGUGCAGGAGCUGCUGAGGGAAGAGGCGCCGUCCCGCAUUGCUGCCCUCGCGGAGGAGCUGUUCCAGGCGGCGGAGAGCAUCUCUGAAGGGGAUGGGAAGGUGGCGGAGGGAGAGUCCCCCGCUCCCAGCCCGUCUGAAGAAACGGGGCGUGCAUGUGCUUCGCACCCCACAGCCCUGGCCCAGGUUGAAGAGAGUGCAGUCAGCUUGUGGAACUGGACUGUGACCAAACACACAGCUGCUGUUAUCAGUGAUGAGCAAAGAGCCAAACUGCGGUUUGUUGCCUGCAGACUGAUUUGCCUUUGUGAAGGCAGUGAUCCUCCGGAGGGAACUAUUAGAAGACAGAUUUUGAUGUCUAUGAAAACUGGGAAAGGAUGGAUAGAUAUUGGAAAAGCUGGUCUUGCAGAUGGAUUUCUAGAAAAUGCCAUGAGUAGUAUAGAAAAGCUGUAUGCGAAGUUACGGAAAGGGAGUGAUGGUGAAGCAGAUAUUCAAGUGCAAGCUGAUGUGGAGAAAAACAUUUUCAAAGUACUCUCUUACCAAGCUGAAUCAGCAGUUGCUCAAGGGGACUUUCAGAGAGCGGUGAUGUGCGUGCAGCGCUGCAAAGAUAUGUUGAUGAAAUUGCCAAAAGAAACCUGUUACCUGUCAAUCCUCUGUUACAAUUUUGGAGUGGAAACCUAUGAAUGGAAGAAGUAUGAACAGAGCUCCUUCUGGCUCAGCCAGAGUUAUGACAUUGGGAAGAUGGACAUGAAAUAUUCUGUUGGCAAAGAAAUGCAGGCUAAAGUGCUGCGACUGUUAGCCACGACCUACUUUGAGUGGGAUUGCAGUCUGUACCUGGACAAGGCUUUGAAAGCCAUAAGCUUGGCAAACCAGGAGAAUUUGCAUCCAGCAGGGUUUUUUUUGAAAGUUAAAAUUCUUCUUAAAAGUGGAGCAUCAGAUGAAGAUAUCAGCUCAGCUGUUGCAGAAUUCACACACCUUGAGAUGUCUUUAGACUUCUGUUUGAAUACAGCCAAACUGCUGCUGGAGCAUGGAAGGGAAUCACUUGGGUUUGAUUUUCUGAAAUCUGUUCCUGAGCGAUUUGAAUCUUCACCUGACCUUGGAAAAAUUACCCUGUUCCACAUCGAGUUCCUGUUGCAGAAUAAGAGGGAGCUGCUCGCGAAGCAAAAGAUUGAAGAAGUUAUUGUAGGUCAUUAUACUGGGAAACAGCUGUUGCCUGAAGCCUUGAAUCAGCUGCACAUCAUCUUGUGGGACAGAGCUGCCAAACAUUAUGAGGAGAAAAGCUAUUCUGAAGCCCUUCACUGGUACAAUUAUUCUGUCAGCUUCUAUACACCUGGGCAAAUAGAUCAGAACUUGGCUAAGCUGCAGAGGAACAUGGCUUCUUGCUAUCUUCAUCUGAAACAAGUUGACAAGGCUAAAGAGGCAGUUAAACAAGCAGAAAGGUGUGAUCCAAACAGCAUCUUUACUAAAUUCAGUGUCUAUAAGAUUGCAAUGUUGGAGAACAAUACUGAAAAAGCUAUGGAGGCAGUUAUAGAAAUGGGGAAGCUAGCAGAAAAGCUGUCACAACAUGAAGACAAGCUGAGAGUGGAUAAAAAUACAGGCAGCAACCUCUUGAGUUUAGCUGCCCAAAUUGCUUUAGAGAAUGACCAACAAAUUGUGGCUAUCAAAGCUUUGGAGUAUUUGUCUGAACAUUUACAAGACUGCCAACAAUUAUUUGCAUCCUUAAAAUGUUUGGUCCGUCUGAUCUUAUCAAAAGUCAUGGCAGAAAAUGCAGAGAAAAGAGAUGGAGAUAUCAACUCAAUACUGACUUACUUGAACUUGGCUCACAAGAAACUUGCUGAGUCUUUCACAGAAGAAAAAUUUACAGGGGACAUGAGGAUCCUUGAAGCUCACUGGUUUAGAAAAGUUGCUUGGAACUUAGCUGUGCAGUUCAAGGACAGCCCUGAAAAGAUGAGGGAUUUUUUUGUGCUGUCUUUCAAGUUGUCCCAGUUUUGUCCCUCUGACAAAGCUGUUCUAAUUGCUCAGAAGACAUGCCUGUUAAUGGCAGCUGCAGUUGAUCUGGAAAUGGGGAGACAACAAGUAACACCUUCAGAACAGACGGAGCUUUUUAGUCAGGCCCUUCAACAUCUUCAGACAUGCAAGGAGAUAUGGAAGGUGCUGAAAUUAACAGGAGAUUUUGCUAAAGACCCAACAGACACAUUGUUGCUGCUUUAUGAAUUUGAAGCAAGAUCCAAACUUAAUGAUCCAACACUUCACAAUCUUAUGGAGUCAGUUUGGGAGCAACCACAAAUAGAGAUCAAGACACUUGAAAUCAUUGCAUCACUGGCAAUGGAAUCUCCAGCUCGGUAUCCUGUACUGUGUAAGAAAGCUCUCAAGAGUGCACUGAACCUCCACAGAAAGCAGGCUGUCAUUGAUGCUGUGAAAUUUAGCAAAUGCUUACACAGUUUGAUUAACAUUUCUUUGCCAACUGGACUGACAGACUUGGAUACCUGUGUGCUGCAGGAGGUGUGGCACUACUUUGAAGAUGCUCUGAGUGUAGUCAGCAGCACAGAUGCUUACCCAGAGAUGGAGAUCCUUUGGCUGAUGACAAGAGCCUGGAAUACAGGAAUAUUUCAGUAUACUGUUGGUAAAUACAAGGAAGCUGAGCAGUGGUGUGGAUUGGGAAUGCAUUUUCUUAAUCACUUAGGAUCUCUGAAGAAGAGCUAUGAAGGCCAUAUGGUUGGCCUUUAUAGUGAGGUUCUGGACAAGCUGGACAGAGCAAAAGGAUUUAUUCCAAGUGAAGAAUAAUGACAGCCACAACUACAAAGCAGUCUCUCUGGGAAACUUUCUGCUGAAUGAGAGGCCAUUAGCUCUGUGAAGGCACAGGGCCAUGGGAGCAGUGGGAAAGAGGCUAGGAUCUCCUUCUUGUUGGCAAAGAAGUUGUGUACUU